Nakaseomyces glabratus is the source of this 3606-nucleotide messenger RNA. It is a transcript of the gene COP1, whose product is annotated as coatomer subunit alpha. The record is from RefSeq and is a predicted model, not a curated record. Gene Ontology annotation, molecular function: structural molecule activity; protein binding. Lineage: Eukaryota; Fungi; Ascomycota; Saccharomycetes; Saccharomycetales; Saccharomycetaceae. Gene Ontology annotation, biological process: intra-Golgi vesicle-mediated transport; intracellular protein transport; retrograde vesicle-mediated transport, Golgi to endoplasmic reticulum. Gene Ontology annotation, cellular component: COPI vesicle coat.
AUGAAGUUGCUAACGAAGUUCGAAUCGAAGUCUACUAGGGCUAAAGGUAUUGCUUUCCAUCCUUCUAGACCAUGGGCUUUAGUUGCUUUGUUCUCUUCUACAAUCCAAUUAUGGGACUACAGAAUGGGUACAUUGCUACACAGAUUUGAAGGACAUGAAGGACCAGUUCGUGCUGUUGACUUCCAUCCAACCCAGCCGAUUUUUGUUUCAGCGGGUGACGAUGCCAGCAUUAAGGUCUGGUCGUUGGAGACAAACAGAUGUCUUUAUACAUUGACCGGCCAUUUGGACUAUGUUCGUACCGUGUUCUUCCACAGUGAACUACCAUGGGUCAUCUCUGCCUCUGAUGACCAAACUGUUAGAAUCUGGAAUUGGCAAAACCGUAAAGAAUUGGCUUGCUUAACAGGCCAUAACCACUUUGUUAUGUGCGCCCAAUUCCAUCAAACAGAAGACCUUGUGGUUUCUGCAUCUCUGGAUGAAACUGUUAGAGUUUGGGAUAUUUCCGGUUUGAGAAAGAAACACUCCGCACCUGGUGUCACUAGCUAUGAAGAUUCUCUCGCUUCCCAACAAAAUUUACUAGAUGGUGCUUUUGGUGAUUGUAAGGUCAAAUUUAUCCUAGAAGGACACACUAGGGGUGUUAACUGGGCCUCUUUCCAUCCAACAUUACCUUUGAUUGUCACAGGUGGUGAUGACCGUCAAGUCAAGUUGUGGAGAAUGAGCUCAAAUAAAGCUUGGGAGGUUGACACAUGCAGAGGACAUACUAACAACGUCGAUUGUGUUGUUUUCCACCCAGAUCAAAACUUGAUUUUGUCUGUCGCCGAAGACAAAACUUUACGUAUUUGGGACUUGGACAAGAGAACACCAGUCAAGCAAUUCAAGAGGGAAAAUGACAGAUUCUGGUUGAUCAGAUCCCAUCCAAAUAUGAGUUUGUUUGGUGCAGCUCACGAUUCUGGUAUCAUGAUCUUCAAGUUGGAUCGUGAAAGACCUGCUGCAACUACUUACCAAAACCAACUCUUUUUUGUUAACAAGGAGAAGCAAUUACAGAGCUUUGAUUACGGCAAGAAAGUUACCUCACUACCUUAUGUUACGCUAACCAAAUUAGGUCAGGCAUGGAAUAGCUUCCAUAGCAUUUCUUACAAUCCAUCCCAACAUUCUGUUUUGAUAAAUGAAGGGACAGAUAAAUUUGGCCUGGUAGUUUUACCAAAACAACCAACCGGUGCUGUUGAGCCUACCAGUGUUAUUGAGGAUUCUGGUUCUUGUGCGACCUUUGUUGCUCGUAAUAGGUUUGCCGUUUACAAUAAAUCUUCUCAAUCUAUCGAGGUUCGCACACUUGACAAUAAGAUUACUAAGACAAUUCAUGUAGAAGAUCCAGUCAACGACAUGCUAUAUGCGGCACCAGGAACUGUAUUGCUCUUGCAUCCCAAAGAAGUAGUACUAUUUGAUGUGCAACAAGGUAAAAAGGUUGCACAGAUGCACGUUAAGAACGUGAAAUAUGUCUCCUGGUCUCAAGACGGACAGUACUUGGCAAUGAUGAGCAAGCACACUAUUACAAUAGUCAACAAACGUCUUGAAUUGAUUAACUCGAUGCAUGAAACUAUUAGAAUUAAGAGUGCUGCCUGGGAUGAGAGUAAUGUUUUGGUUUACACUACUUUAAACCAUAUACGUUAUUCCCUAUUAAAUGGUGACCAUGGUAUUAUUAAAACCCUGGAGAAGACACUUUAUAUUCACAAAGUUCAAGGCAAAUAUGUUUAUGCUUUGAACAGAGAUGGUGAAAUGGAAGUCUUGAACAUCGACCCAACUGAAUAUCGUUUCAAGAAAGCCUUGGUCAACAAAAACUUCCCAGAAGUCCUUCGUAUUAUCAGAAACUCCAACUUGGUUGGUCAAAAUAUUAUCUCUUACUUGCAAAAAUCUGGCUACCCAGAAAUUGCUCUUCAGUUUGUUCAGGAUCCACAAGCUCGUUUUGAUCUAGCAAUCGAAUAUGGUAACUUAGAUGUUGCUUCAGAAGAGGCUAAAAAGUUAAACAACGAUGCCACUUGGAAUAUUUUGAGCAAGGAAGCACUUGCUCAAGGUAACAUUGCUUUGACAGAAAUGAUAUAUCAAACACAAAAUGCUUUUGACAAGCUUUCUUUCCUAUAUACUAUUACAGGUGAUCAAAAUAAGCUAGCAAAAAUGGAAAACAUUGCUCAAAAUCACGGUGCAACAUCCAGCAUUUUAAUGAAUUCGUUCUACAGUAACUCUAUUGACAGCAGAGCAAAGGUUUUCCAAACAGCUGGUUCCUUACCGUUAGCUUUUGCUGUGGCAAAGGCCAAUGGAAAUGAUGAACUUGCUGCUUAUUAUCUGGAAGAAGCUGGUUUGGAUGAACAAGAUGUCGUAUUACCCGAUGGGAUUACUCCUUCUAAUAGUGUGAAGACCCCUGCUAUUACUGAACCUCUAACAUCUUGGCCAUUAAAGGAAGCUGAACUAUCUUACUUCGAAAAGGCCGUUCUUGGACAAAUUGAAGAAUACGACGCUGAUGAACCAAGUAGUGAUAAAGAAACUACUACAGCUGCUGGGCAUGAAGAAGAGGCAUUCUUUGAUGACGAAGAAAUUAUUGGUGAUGAAGAGGAUGCCUGGGAUCUGGGUGAUGAUGAUUUACAAAUUGGUAAUGAUGAAGUCGAAGCAGAAGCUAAUGAUGUUGAUGCCUCUCAAGAUGAAGACACGGAAACUGCUCAAUGGGUCAAAAACUCUAAAUUGGCUUCUGUUUUGGUUGCCUCUGGUGCUUUUGAAGCUGCUGCCCAAGCUUUGCAUAAACAGGUUGGUGUAGUUGAUUUUGAACCACUAAGGAGUUAUUUUAUCGAUAUAUAUGAAGGCUCUAGAACCUACAUGACUGGUACCCCAGAAGAGUUACCUCCAAUAGUUGGUCACAUAAGGUCAAAUGCUGACACUGAUAUUCCUGAAGAGGCUCUUCCUAAAGUUCCGGGAAUGGACAUUGUCUCCGCUAAAAUUAAUGAAGGUUUCAAACUGUUCAAAGCUAAUAAGCUGGAAGAGGCCAUUGAAACUUUUAGGGAGGUCAUUUAUCGUGUUCUAUUUUUGACGCUGGAAGAUGACGAUGAAGAGGAACUAGCCCACAAGGCAUUAGAAACUGCCAAAGAAUACAUCCUAGGUUUAUCCAUUGAACUAGAGCGUAGAAGUUUGGCUCCAGAAGAUGUCAAAAGAAACCUUGAACUUGCGGCCUAUUUCACAAGAUCCAAGUUGGUACCUGCUCAUCGUUGUAAUGCUCUUCAAGUUGCUAUGUCACAAAACUUUAAGAAUAAGAAUUAUGUGCAAGCGUCUUACUUUGCUUCAGAGUUCUUAAAACUUAUGUCGUCUGGUCCUCGUGCUGAUCAAGCAAGAAAGAUCAAAGAUAAAGCUGAUUCACUUGCACAUGACGCUGUUGAGAUCAAUUUUGAUCCUUACGCCGAGUUUGACAUUUGUGCUGCCACUCAUACACCAAUUUACAAGGAUGCUGCUGUAGUCGAAGACCCAUUAACUGGUGCUAAAUACCAUGCUAACCACAAGGGUGAUAUCGAUUCGAUUGCUAAGAUAUCCAAGAUUGGCGCACCAUCAUCUGGCUUAAGAAUAAGACUGUAG